AUGUGUAUAUGGAAUUCGAAUAUAGAAUUCGUGGAGUACAAGGAUGUGUUACUACGGGAUGUCGAGGAGAUUCUCGACUCCACAAUAAUUGUUCCUCACGAAUUAAAGCAAGAUAUAAUAAAAAUGAUCGAAUACAACUGUGUUGGAGGAAAAAUGAUACGAGGUCUCUUUGCUGUAUAUUCAGCAUAUGCAAUGUGCAAUGAAUGGAAUGAAGAAAUGAAGAAACGAGCUUUUGUUGCCGGAUGGGGUGCCGAGAUGCUUCAGGGUGCAUUUUUGAUUGCGGAUGACAUUAUGGACGAGGCAGAAAUGCGUAGAGGAAAGCCCGCCUGGUAUCGCAUCGAUAGAAUCGGAAUGAUGAGUGUCAACGAUACGUUUAUUCUCCAGAGCUUGAUAUACAAGCUCUUGGAGCGUGUGAUAUCUUCGGUAUCUCUUUUCUAUUCAGUGCAGAAAGUUUUUGAAGAUAUCAAGUUCGUUACGGAAUUGGGUCAGAUGCUUGAUCUCAACACCAUCAAUCACAAGACGCACUCUAUUAACUAUCAAUACUUUACAAAGGAUUAUUAUGAACAGAUCAUCACGAACAAGACUGCCUAUUACACGAUUUUCCUUCCUGUCUAUUUGGGCCUCGUUCUUACAGAAUCGCCGAAAGAAACCAUGCAUUCGCCUCAACUCCGCGAGCUCUGCAUUCUCCUCGGACGUUACUUCCAGAUCCGUGACGAUUUUCUGGACGCCUUCGCAGAUCCAUCGGUUUUAGGAAAGGAAGGAACGGAUAUCCAGGAAGGCAAAUGCUCCUGGGUGAUUCUGACUGUUUUCUCGCUUUGCUCAGAGGAAGAUAGGGAGGCUUUGAAGGAAUUGUAUGGAAAGAGCGAUCCUCGACCAGUGAAAGCGAUCUAUGCGAAGUAUGAUGUGGAGAGCGAGUUUCGAAGAUUUGAAGAUGAGGCUUUGAGGAAGACGAGGGAAAUUCUUGCGUCUGCUUCGUUUCCGGAUGCUCGAUUGAAACCAUUCUUUGAUGCUCUAAUCGAAAAACUGUUUGGGAUGAAGGCGAAAAGUUAA
This is a messenger RNA of Blastocystis hominis, 1050 nucleotides long. RefSeq lists its product as hypothetical. The record is from RefSeq and is a predicted model, not a curated record. Gene Ontology annotation, cellular component: cytoplasm. Gene Ontology annotation, biological process: trans, trans-farnesyl diphosphate biosynthetic process. The transcript has 4 exons. Gene Ontology annotation, molecular function: (2E,6E)-farnesyl diphosphate synthase activity; dimethylallyltranstransferase activity. Lineage: Eukaryota; Bigyra; Opalinata; Blastocystidae. The coding region runs from base 1 to 1050 and encodes 349 amino acids.